CUGAAAGGAGGUGAGUUUAAAAUGGCGGACGGCGCAAUAGACUUUAAUAUCUCCAAUACGAAUUAUUUGGAUCCUAUUGAGAAAUAUUGUAAAAGUGUGCCUAAUACUGUCUUAUCUCCUGAUGACAUGUCGAAACAGAAAGAACAUAUUUUGAGCGACAUCGAGAUGAGCAAUCAAACGGAGAAAGAAGAAUCAAUUGAGAAUCACUCGAAAAGCGUGGAAGUUAUGGCAAUGGCACAUUCUGAAACACCAAUGUUAGAAGACGAAGAAAUGCCGACGUACAUUAGUGUUUCAACGUCCUCUAAAUGCGAAGAUUCAGAUAUCAGUAAUGCAAAGCAUCAUGAGGAAGAAUCACCUACAAAGGAACAAUCUCGUAGUCCUUGUACAAGUGAACGAGAAGGCCCUGCUAGUGUUUAUGUUCUCUCGUCCGAAGAAGAAACAAAUUACGAGGAAUAUUAUAGAGAUUACGGCGAGAGAGAUUAUGGCGAUAGCGAUGAUAUGGAUGAUAUAGAAAAUGAUAAUGACAAUGGAAUGUUAGAUGAUGACGAUGAAGAUGAGGUAGAAAAUGUACCAGAAUAUGGAUAUAAUGAUGAGGAAUAUGAUGAUAAUUGGUUGGAAACUGCGUCAGAUUGUUUAGGGAUUAAAAGUAAAUUGAAAAAGAGAUAUAGAGAUAAAAGUCUCUCUUUGCAAGAUUUAACCAUUUUUCAAAACAAUGCUUGCGAUUCAGAAUUGGGAAAAAGAAACAGAUACAAACAUAUAGAGAGCAAAGUAAAAAAUUACAUUAAUGAUAUAAAAGAGCAAAAUAAAUUUUCUUCGCAAAGACGUUUACAAGAUCAACAAGCAUUUACAGGAGAGCAUAUAAAAGAUAGAAAUUGUGCAGAUGGAACAGGUAUUGACGUGGAACAAAUAAAAGAUAUAAAAACAAAUAAAGUUAUAAAGGACUAUGCAGAAAGAGCUAUUAAAGAUUUAGAAAUUGAAGAGUCGUAUACAAAUAAAAAUCUAUAUAUGGCUCCAAUAACGGAAAAUGGUGAAGCAGAAGAAGAGGAAGAAGAGGAGGAAGUUGUCAUUGAUAAACAUAAACAAGAUACGAAGUCUGCUGCCAUAGAUAUGGGAGAUAAAGAAUUUUUAACUUCUGGAAAAAAAAAUGGAAAACGUAAUGGUUCAGUCCAAAUCAAUAUACUUAAUCAUAACUACAAUCAAUUUCCUGUUCAAAAAAAUCUAAAAUUCACAGAUGAACAACCUUUGGUUAAUGGACAUCGACGACAAUUAAGUCUAUUCAAUCUUCGCUCGUUAAGUUACGAUGAAUACAUGCAGAAUAAUACGAACGUCACUCAAGAUGAGCAGUUAAACAAAGAUAUGAAUAUUGAACAAAAUGAAAAUAAUGAUAUUCAAGCUUACAGUGAUGUUGAUGUUAUAAAUACCAUUGAAGCUGACAAUAGUAAUGCAGCCUGUUCAUUAAAAAUAGAAAAUGUGAAGAGCAUUAGGGUAAUGAACGAAGAAUCAAAAGACAAUACAGAAACGAAAUUAGAAAAAAUAAAUGAGGAUACCGGUAAAAGUAAUUUGGAAACCAUGCAAAUAACAUUAUUGAAGAAUCAACUCGAUCAAAAAACUAUUCAAUUUAAUAACUUAAGAAAUGCGUAUCAAAACACUCUGGCAGAAAAUUUAAAGAUGAAACAAGAAUUGGAAGAAUUAAAAAUGUCUCUCACAAAACACAAUAAAGAAAAUCGAACUUGUGAAACAAAAGUAGUAGCGGUACAAACUGACGUAGCGAUAAUUACGGAAUCAGUAAUAGAAAAUAAAGAAAUUACUGAUAUUAAAGAAAAUUCUAACAAAAUAUCUGGAAGUAGUAUUACAUCUGCAUUGAGCUCUAUAAAUCAAUGGACGGAUAGUGCAGGUAGUUCUGGUAUAUCUAUUAAACCACCAGAUCUAGGUACGGUAUUAAAUUCAGAGGAUAGUUUAGUGAUGACAGAUGAUACACCUAGAAAAAUAAAUCGUCCUUUGUCACGAGCAUUUGUCACAUCUUCCAGAAUAUUACAAACACUUUCAAAUAUAACACAAGGUAAAUCAAAGUCUGAUAUAAGAUCUACUUCUAACAAUAGUAAUAAUCGUUCUGUUAAAAGACCAAGUGGAAGUGAUGAAAGUGAAACCGUCAAGGAAAAUGAUGGUUCAAUAAUAGCUGGUUCUAAUACCUUCACAAUAAAAUCACCGCUCAAUACGAAAAAGAGGAAAGCCACUGAAAUGCUUGGAAAUUCAAUAUUUUUGCAACCAUUGAAAAUACCACAUACUGCAGAAAUAAAAAAAAAAUCAAGUACGACUACGUCUGAUUUCAAUAUAGAUUUCAAAACACCAGAUAAUUACAGUGAUACAAAAUUAGAUACACAAAAGAAUAGAAUAAAUAAUGUAAGUCGUUCGGCUAGUCCUACAAACGUAGAAAAUAAAAAUGAUAAAACAGAAGACAUUGAAAAUGAAGAAAGUAAUGUAAAAUGUUUUGUAUAUCAAGAAGAUGAAAAUAUUGAUGAUCGAAGUAUUUUGAUACAGGCAGAAAUACCUAAUAAUAACGAUCAAGAAACAACAAAUAUAAAUUGUAUACGUGAAUGCGGUCCAUAUCUGCUUGGUAAUGUAGAAGUACGUAUGUCCGAAGUAAAUGGUACGAUCAACAUUUGGGGCAAAGAGAUAAGUGAAACAUCAAUAGCCGAAAAAGAAGAAGAUUUAGAAGUAUCAACAAAAUCACCUUACAUUAAUAAAAAAUGUAUUUGUUUGCAAAACACAGUUACACCACAUAGAAAGUUCAAUGGUAGUCAAAUGGUAUGUUCAACGAACAAAAAAGUAAAGUUACCACCUAAGUGUAAUGAAGGACAUAAUUCGCAUCAAUACUUGAAUGUACCAACUAGAUCAGAUGAAAAAGUAUAUGUAGAUAACUUAUUGAGUCCAAGCGCUUCUGCUGCUUCGUGUGAAAAGUGUAUUUUAUUGAACCAACAAAAAGAAUGUUCCAUACACAAACGACAUACUAAUCUACAUGAAAAAUCACAUUCCUGUUGUUUACAUCAUAUAGAGCAUUUAGAAAGAGAUUAUAAAUAUGUAUGUGAUUGUGAAAGACUAAAACAUAUUAAUGAUAGUCCUAAUUGUGUUAAAGAAGGAUUUUGCACAGAAAAGAAGUUCCCAUUUAGAAAUACGCCAAAUUCUAGGAAGGAUUUGUACGAAUAUAUAAAUCCAACAGUCGAUGCCAAAGAAGUGAUAUGUAAGCAUCGAACUACGUGUCGUCGAUCUUCUUUACAUAAUACAGAGGCGAAUUUUCAGAAUGAUAUGAAAUGCUGUAACACGAUUAGAGAAACAUCACACACGUGUAAAUCAACGUUAGGAUGUAUGGGUAAUCACGAUAGCGGUGUUGAACAUUUUUAUAACCAUAGUCCAAUUGGUAACAACGAUGACCUGUUAAUCCCAGAAAGAAGCUCCUGCGAAACACCUGAAAUUAGACAAAGAAGAUCCAGCGGUAAGAAAGUGAGAGGAAUUUUAAUGGAUCUUUUAAAAAGUUGUGGAGAUCAUCGCAAUGGGAGUACAAGUUCAAGUAAAAGAUGUUCCAAUGGAAAAGAGGCAUCAAAUUCGGUUAAUUCCUCACCAUUAAACAACGUCACAUCUUGUAACUCGCCAGAUGCUGCUUGUUCAAAUUUGCAGCAAUCUAAUGGAAGAUGUUGUCACGCGUAUACACGACGUAUCGAAUCUCAACUGGAAGAAUUUCGUAUGGAAAUGGAACGAGUACGUUCGCGUUCCGAUGCUAUACUAAAUUUACUCAAUAUGCUUCAUUCUGUUGAAAUGAACUGAUACAGUUUAAACAACAUUAGAUAUACGUGCCCUUUCCUUUGUACAUAAUAUUUUUUCUUUCUUAUUU
Molecule: messenger RNA, 3886 nt
Organism: Vespa mandarinia (Asian giant hornet)
Lineage: Eukaryota; Metazoa; Arthropoda; Insecta; Hymenoptera; Vespidae
Source: RefSeq, a predicted model, not a curated record